UUCUUUUGUCGCAUUGCGGCCAGACUGAGGAGGCGAAGAAGAAGAGGAAGAAGGAGAAGGACGAAGGAAAGGGGAGCGAGAAGGGUAUCUCCUUGUUCCUCUCCCUCAAUCCACCACCUUGCCCUAGGGGUUUCGCUUUCUUUUGAUUCCCUUCCGGCCAAUUUAAUCGCCCCCUUCCCCUUCCUCCAUUCGAUGCUCUCCGAUGCUCCCCUCUGCGCGAUCCGUCGUUUUCUACGCCGUCCUUGCCAUCGGGUUCCUCGUCUCCGGCGUGUUGACGCCCGUGGUGCUUGAUCCGUCUGCUUCUCCUUAUCCCGGGCUUUCUUUUCCUGUUGCGUCUACUGGUGAGAUCUCCGCUGCAGAAAAAUGGAGCGGUCGGCUCUUGUCGACCGAUUUGGUACCUGUCGAGAAGUCUCCCCCUGGUGUUUUAAGAGCCGGAUCGAGAUCUCUCAUGAGUUUGGAUGAAAAUAAGCAUGGGAGGUUCUUUUUGGCUUUGCCAAAUGGCACUAUUUAUUUUAUGAAUAAAUCUACAAAACCUCAGUGGAAGCUUUUGAUAGGUCAGCCACUUUCAUAUUCAUGGCGAACUCCUUCAAUUAAUGAUCCUGAUUAUAUUGUGUUUUCUGAUAGCGAAGGGGAACUCUAUGAAUAUAGCAAGGUUGCUGGCAUAAAGAAACAUGACUGGACAGUUGAGGAAUAUGUCCAGAAAGCACCUGUUGUUAAAGGAUCAGUUAUUACCACUGGGACAAAGACAUCAACUUUUUAUGUUGUUGAUGCUGAUAGUGGAGAGUUAAUAUAUCAUGAUAAGGAGCCUUUUAGUUGGGCAACUGUGGGGAUGCCUACGGCUGAAGAGCAGUACAUUUCAUCCAAGCUGGAAUCUGGCAAUGCUACUUGUAUAACCAUUAUAAGAACAGAUUAUUUUCUGGAUAGCUAUGAUUUAAAUAAUCACUUAUGGAGUGUGAUGAUUUCUCGUAUCAGUGCUCAUAAUGUUGGGCCUGGAUUGCCACCUGCCAGGAAUGAGGAGAUGGGAAUACCAUCCAUGUCCGGAAGAAAUAUUCCUGUCUACUUUACUAGUGAGGCCGGACAACCACCUAAGCUGAAGGCUAUGCUCCCCCCCUCAUGUUAUGAAUCACACAAUGGGAUGAGGUCUGGCCAAGGUGACAGGCAAUCAUAUGAAUGUCAAUCUGCUAAUAACUGUUCCUUAGAAAUUUGUAUCAGUUCCAAUAGGGAUACUGACCAGAUGUUCGAGAGACUAGAUGAUGGGCUUAUUUCUUUAUAUGUAUCACAAGUCUUACGUACUGUUCCAAGUGGAUGCCAGCCAGGAAACUGCAUUUCUGCUAGACCAAAAUUUCAUACUACACAUUCUAAUUUCGUUAACUCAGAAACAAGACCCAGAGGUAACAUGAAAUUGCCUAAUCAUGGACAGGAAAUUUCUAAUGCAUCCCAUAACUCAUUGGAUGGCCAGAUUAAUCAUUCAGUGGAUGAACAUUCUGAUGCUCAGCAGACCAAUGUGUUGUCACUGCAAUCUAUUUAUGAAGGUUAUGGUUGGCUUUUGAUUAUAACUUUGCCUAUAUUCUUUGUGCUCUGCUAUCUUUGGUUGAGAAAGCUAUUCAAGUAUGAUAAAGAAUGCAAUGAUUUGAAGGAACGACAAUCUGUGCUUGCUAAAAAGAGGAAAUCUCGGAAGGCUCCAAACAUGAAAAAUGUUGCCAUCAGUGGUAAUCAUGACAGUCAUUUGUUAUCUAUGAGAGAGAACACCAAAACUAAUGGACAUAAUCAAAAUGGAAGCUCAUUUAUGAAACUGAAUGAUGAUAGUGAUGGACGUUGGAUUGGAAGACUCUUUGUAUCAAAUUCUGAAAUCGGUCAUGGGAGCAAUGGUACAGUUGUUUUUGAAGGAUUUUAUGAUGCUCGUCCUGUCGCUGUCAAACGGCUUCUUCGUGCGCAUCAUGAUGUGGCCUGUAAAGAGAUUCAGAAUCUUAUUGCAUCUGAUCGGCACCCCAAUAUUGUUCGGUGGUAUGGAGUAGAACAAGAUUUAGAUUUUGUCUAUAUCUCACUGGAGCGAUGUAUAUGCAGUUUAAGUGACCUAAUACACAUAUGCUCAGAUUCUUCAUAUUCAGUAUCUGUGGAAAAUCCAAUAUCAGACUCAUCUAUUGAGCACAAAUUUCAAUUAGGCAUGGUGAAAAAUAUUGGAAAGGAUGUUAACUUGUGGAGACCAAAUGGUCUUCCAUCAAUUCAACUCUUAAAACUAAUGAGAGAUAUAGUUUCUGGCGUUGCACAUCUACAUGAACUUGGAAUCAUACAUCGGGAUCUAAAGCCUCAAAAUGUGCUAAUAAGCAAUGACAGAUAUCUUUAUGCCAAACUUUCUGAUAUGGGUAUAAGCAAACGCCUCCUUGAAGACAUGUCUUCUUUGAGUUGUAAUGCAACUGGAUAUGGUAGCUCUGGUUGGCAAGCACCUGAGCAAAUUCUUCAUGAACGCCAAACACGAGCUGUGGAUUUAUUCAGUUUGGGUUGCAUACUAUUCUUUUGUAUUACCAAGGGGAAACAUCCAUUUGGCAAAUUCUUUGAACGAGAUGCAAACAUUAUUAACAAUUGCAUGGACCUUUUCUUGGUGGAUCAUAUACCAGAAGCUGAGCAUCUACUUUGCCAAUUGUUGCAACCUGACCCAAAGAUGAGGCCAAAUGCAGUAGAAGUAUUGCAUCAACCACUUUUUUGGAGUUCUGAGACACGGCUUUCAUUUUUACGAGAUGUAAGCGAUCGAGUUGAAUUGGAAGACAGAGGAUCAGAUAUUUUAAAAGCGUUAGAAAAUAUUGCACCUCUUGCAUUUGGUGGGAAAUGGGAUGAAAAGUUAGAUGCUGCAUUCAUUACAGACAUGGGUCGUUAUAGAAAAUAUCGUUUUAAUUGCGUUCGUGACCUCCUACGAGUAAUAAGAAACAAGUUAAAUCAUUAUAGGGAACUUCCAAAAGAACUCCAGGAAACACUUGGACCUGUUCCUGAAGGAUUUGAUAUGUACUUUAGAAGUCUAUUCCCAAAGCUUCUGAUCGAAGUCUACAAAGUGGUUUGCCGAUACUGUAAGGAAGAGGACUCUCUUGGCAAAUAUUUUAGAAGCAGUCUUUUAUAGUGUUGUCAGGUCUACUACUCCGGAAUCUCGAUGCAACCGAUUGACUUGACAAAGCUGAUCAUUGUUGUAAAUAACUUCAUGUUUUAAAACUAAUAUGAAUUAAGUCUGUUCUGUACCUUAUUAUACAACAAAAAGACCUCACCCUGUAUAUGCCCCUCUGAAGUUGUAAACUUGUAAUCACCAUGUUCUAUAAUCCAAUGCAUACUGGUUUAGUAA
Molecule: messenger RNA, 3325 nt
Organism: Musa acuminata subsp. malaccensis (wild Malaysian banana)
Lineage: Eukaryota; Viridiplantae; Streptophyta; Magnoliopsida; Zingiberales; Musaceae
Product: serine/threonine-protein kinase/endoribonuclease IRE1a
Biological process (GO): mRNA processing; protein phosphorylation; IRE1-mediated unfolded protein response
Cellular component (GO): IRE1-TRAF2-ASK1 complex
Molecular function (GO): ATP binding; protein serine/threonine kinase activity; RNA endonuclease activity
Source: RefSeq, a predicted model, not a curated record